Microplitis demolitor is the source of this 1622-nucleotide messenger RNA. RefSeq names its product mediator of RNA polymerase II transcription subunit 19 (gene MED19). The record is from RefSeq and is a predicted model, not a curated record. The transcript is spliced from 5 exons. NCBI's taxonomy places the organism in Eukaryota, Metazoa, Arthropoda, Insecta, Hymenoptera, Braconidae. Gene Ontology annotation, cellular component: mediator complex. Gene Ontology annotation, biological process: positive regulation of transcription by RNA polymerase II. The coding region runs from base 268 to 996 and encodes 242 amino acids. Gene Ontology annotation, molecular function: transcription coregulator activity; transcription factor binding.
UCAAGAUGUAUUGCAGAGAUUGGAGUACCUUCUGUUUUAUUAUCUCAGGAAUAUCAAGAAUCCAAUAUUCAGUCAUUCUUAAUCGGUGUUAACCGUAAAAGAUUCUGUUUUUUAAAUUAUUAGCAAUGAUUUAGUUUAUUUAAAAAUAAGUUCUAUUAUAAAAUGAAAUAAUGAAUGUAGAUUGUUAAUUAUAUUUAUACCAAACAACAGGGGAAACGAGUGUUUAGUGUUGAUCUUGGCUUGGUAAAAGACGAUUAAAACGAAGGGAUGAUGAUGGGUGAUCAAUUUCGUAGCAAAGUCGAACAAUAUUCACCAAAAUCAUCACCAAGGGGUGCACGUUCCCCUGUUGUAUCACGUCAAGAUUCAACAGGAACACUAAAAACAACAAUAUCCCUGGGAAAAAAUCCUUCGAUUGUUCACAGUGGACCUUUUUAUUUGAUGAAAGAACCUCCUGGGGAAAGUGAACUUACUGGAGCAACUAAUUUGAUGGCCUAUUAUGGCCUCGAACACUCAUAUAGUAAAUUCAGUGGUAAAAAAUUAAAGGAACAACUUUCAUCAUUUCUUCCAAGUCUUCCUGGUACUAUUGAUACUCCUGGACAUCAAGAUAAUAGUUCUUUGAGAUCUGUGAUUGAAAAACCACCAAUUGGAGGGAAAGAAUUACUUCCAUUAACAAGUGUUCAACUGUCAGGUUUUCGAUUACAUCCUGGGCCUUUACCUGAGCAAUAUCGAUAUGUUAAUCAAGCACCUCAAAGGAAGCACAAGAAUAAACAUAAGAAGCAUAAACAUAAACCUGGAGAUGUUCCAGCUGGACAAGAGAUAGCGACCACUGAUAUCGGUGGUCCGGAUACCCACGAAAAGAAACACAAAAAACAAAAAAGACACGACGAAGAAAAAGAAGCCAGGAAGAAACGUAAGAAAGAAAAGAAACGAAAAAAACAAAAACACAGUCCUGAACAUCCUGGUGGACUCACGCCGUCGCAGCAUUCCAACUCGUGAUUGACAAUUACUUUUUUUAUACGUUUAUCUAAUUGUAAGCUGGCCAAUCGUGGAGAAUUUUUUGCUCAUUUAAACGAACUAAACUAAAAACUUUUUUUUUUAAAUUAUUAAAAAAAAAUUUAUAAGUUUCUUGUAUCAUUUUUUUUUGUUCAAAUCGAAUUAUGUCAAUUGAACAAAUGAUUAAUUGUUUUGAAACAAUUACUUAUUGUUUAAAAAUGUGAAUCAAAAGUUAUUCUAUUUGAGUGAGAUAUUACAUAACAUGCGAAAAAUUUCUACUCAACUUCAAUAGUAAUUGAAAAUAAGAUAAAAGUAAUACUAAACAAAAAAUAAUUAAAAAAGAAAAAAAGUCACAUGAUAUGUACUUGAUAGCUUCCAACAUUCAUGUGUUGUUCAUAAUGCGAAUCUGCUUUAUUCCAAAGAUUCAGCAAUCUUGUAAAUAUUUUUAUUAUAAUUAAAGUUGUAAUAAUAACAAUAAUAAUAUGUGCUUGAUAGAUUUAAAUAUAUAAAUAAGUUUAUAAUUUCAAUAAAGUAGUAUUUAUAAUGUAGAUUUAUAAAUAAUAGUUUAAUUAAUUAAUUUUUUUUUUCGUCGUUGAUUAUUUUCUUCGUUUAACUAGAUCGGUAUUAGU